AUGACCUCCACUCCCACGGGCCCCGGCACUGCUGCUGCUGCUGCACACCCCACGCAUCCGCAGAAGGUCGAGAAGCCCACGCUCACCGGCACGCGCAUCAAGCAGCGCAAGGGCGUCGUCAAGAGCCAGGCAAAGUUCGAGCCCGAGGCUUUCCGUGACGCACUCUACAAGUACUUCGACGGCGUCUCGGCCGCCGACGACUGGGACGGGUUUGCCUCUGCGCUGGACAAGGCGGGCAACACCCUCGACUACCGCAAGUACAGCGACCAGCUCUUCGAGAUCCUGAUUGCCGGCGGCCUCCUGGCUCCCGGCGGCUCGCCUCUCGAUGAUGCGCCCAACUCGGUCUUCUCGGUCUUCGCGGCCAAGACGGCGACUCUUGAGCAUGUCAAGCCCGUCGUCACGACGAUCGACAAGGUGAUCCGGCGCUACAAGUUCCUGCAGAAGCCGCUCGAGGAGUCGACGAUGCGCUACCUGCUGCAGUACAUUACGCGCUUCGAGCCCGAGCAGCGCGAGAAGCUCGCCAUCGCCACGGGCCUCUUCAUCCAGCAGUCGCUCGUCGCGGCCAACGUGCUGACCGUGCUGCAGAAGGAUGCGCUGGCCAAGGACGACCUGGCCAUCACCUUCUUCGACCAGGUGUGCAAGACGUACCUGGCCGAGGGCAACAUGGACGCGCUGGGCUCGGCGCUGCGCAAGGGCGGCAUCAAGGAUGCGCUGCCCUUCUUCCCGCAGACGAAGCGCGCGCAGGCCAACCUGGUCUCGAGCCACUUCUCCGGCGUCGGCCUGGCGCCCGUGGGCGAGUACUUCCAGAAGCGUGCCGCCAAGGACCUGCGCGACAGCAUCGUGCAGCGCCUGCGCGAGAUGCGCGGCAGCGUCAGCGACACGCCCGAGGAGAGCGACGAGGCGGCGCGCGAGGAGAUCAUCGACUUCCUCAAGGAGUCGCGCACCAAGAUGGCGGUGGCGCCUGAGGACUUUGUCACCGUCGCGUGGGACGGCCUCAUGAAGGACCAGCCCGUGGAGCGCGCCGCCAAGCUCGCCAAGGCGUACGCGCCGAUCCUCGAGCCCUUUGCGCAGACGCCCAAGGCUCAGAUUGCGCUCAUCAACCAGAUCCAGCUGCAGCUGUACGCCGAGGCCGCCGUGGCCAACUUUGUGCCGUUCCUCAAGGUGCUCUACUCGGCCGACGUCGUGUCGGACUCUGCCAUCAUCUUCUGGCACCAAAAGGGUCACAAGCCCCAGGGCAAGAGCGAGUUCCUGGCUGCCGCUGCGCCGCUCGUCAAGUUCCUGGAGGAGCAGUCCGACGACGAGGAGUAAGCGCGCGCGCCUCCUUGCCGCCUCGCAGCCUUCAUCCUCUUGCACGUCCGGCUUCGUGUGCACCUCAAUCGACC
This is a messenger RNA of Tilletiopsis washingtonensis, 1382 nucleotides long. RefSeq names its product ARM repeat-containing protein. NCBI's taxonomy places the organism in Eukaryota, Fungi, Basidiomycota, Exobasidiomycetes, Entylomatales. Gene Ontology annotation, cellular component: cytoplasm; membrane. The transcript has 8 exons. The record is from RefSeq and is a predicted model, not a curated record. Bases 1 to 1308 code for a protein of 435 amino acids. Gene Ontology annotation, molecular function: protein binding.